CUGAAAUCAAUUAAUCAAGUCUCAGACCAAUUAAUUAAAUUUUGAAACCAUGAAACUAAUACUUGGGUCGUGUUUGGCAGCCAUUCUCAUUGCGUCGGUAGUUUGUCCGUAUACGGAGGCCGACUGCAAGACAAAGGCGGCGUUCAGUGCAAAGGCAACUCAACUGACGACUGCCAUCACUGGUGCCCAGCAACAGUUGGACACCGUUAUGGCCCAGAAGGCCCAACUGCCGGCGCAAUACCAGACAGCACUCACCAAAUUGCAGACCGAUCUCAAGACCUUCAAAACCAAUAAGGAGAGCCUGAACAGCAAGGUACAAUCCGGUAAAAUUGAUUUGCCCACUGCGUGUCAACAGGCCUUAACUAUGGUCGAGCAGUUGAAAACGGACCUUCAAGCUGUCACCCAGGCGGCCGGGUAGGGUCACCCCCUGUAUGUGUAUUCCGGUUUUAUCAUUGUAUUUAUGGUUUUAUAAUAAAUUUUUUUUAUCGGUAAUACGGUAUCGACAAUGAUCAAGUACAAUUAUAUGAAUGUAUUAACAAAAUUUAGAUUCUGUAAUGU
Messenger RNA from Oppiella nova, 558 nucleotides. NCBI's taxonomy places the organism in Eukaryota, Metazoa, Arthropoda, Arachnida, Sarcoptiformes, Oppiidae. The record is from the annotation of a GenBank genome assembly.